AUGGAGAAAGAGAAAGCCCCCGACCGCGAGGGCGACAGUCCCCCGCCAUACACGCCCUAUGUCGACCCUCAAGUGACAGCCGAGUUGGGCGAUGUCCAUAAUGGCCGCAUCGACGUGAACCUCAAAUCCAAACUCGCCAAAUCGCUCGCGCAAAUCGCCGAGCGCGAAGAAAAAGGAGCACCCGUUCCCAGAACCCCCAGAACCCCCAGAACUCCCAUCAACAACCCCCAAACCAACCUGCGACUUGAAACUCAACAUCGCAACGCCCUCCAACGACAUGGUCACCGAGUCCGAAUAGCCACACACGGCGUCUUCGCCUCGUUCGUGCGCAACUCCUAUCUAGAAUUCUUCCCGAUAGGCGGGGACCCCGCCGCACUGAUGGCGUACAUGGUGAAGAACCCAGGUUUGAUCCCGCAAAUGAAGACCGUGCGCGACGGUGAGAUCAAGAAGAAGCAGGUAAUGGUGGCAGAGAUGUUGGAGGGGUGCUGGAAGAGCUGUAUUGAAGACGAUCCGGAGACGGGCGAGCCGUUCGUCGCUGACGCAAUUAUUGCCAACCCGCCCAGUUUUGCUCAUGUGCAUUGUGCGCAGGCGCUGGGGAUACCCGUGCAUUUGAUGUUUACGAUGCCGUGGAGCACGACGCGGGCGUUUCCGCAUCCGUUGGCGAAUUUGGGCGAGGAGUUGAAUCGGGAGGUUAUGAAUACCACUACUGCGAAUUGGGUUUCGUAUGGGAUUGUUGAGUGGUUGACUUGGCAGGGGCUCGGGGAUGUAAUUAAUAAAUUCCGCUCCUCGAUUGACCUCGCCUCAGUGCCUGCAACAGAAGGACCUUGCCUAGCAGAAGCACUCGAAAUCCCCUUCACAUACUGCUGGUCACCGGCCUUAAUACCACGACCCCGAGACUGGCCUUCUCAUAUCGGUAGGACACCCAACACUCUUUACAACUCACAACUAACCAUUAUGAUAACAGACGUGGUCGGCUUCUUCUUCGCCGAUACACCAGACUACACACCCCCACCCGACCUAGUGCAAUUUCUCGCCGCUGGUCCACCACCCGUCUACAUCGGCUUCGGCAGCAUCGUCGUCGACGACCCGCAAAAGUUAAUCAACACUAUUUUAGAUGCAGUCUCCAUGUCCGGCGUGCGAGCCAUCGUCUCAAAAGGCUGGAGCGAGCUAGCCGGACGACCAGAUGAGAACAUCUACUACAUCGGCGACUGUCCGCACGGCUGGCUUUUCCAGCGCGUCUCGGCGGUCGUACAUCAUGGUGGUGCGGGGACGACUGCUUGCGGGUUAUUGAAUGGAAAGCCGACGACAAUUGUUCCUUUUUUUGGCGAUCAACCAUUUUGGGGCAACAUGGUCGCAAAGGCAGGCGCGGGCCCAAACCCAAUCCCGCACGCCUCCCUCGACGCCGAAUUACUCGCCUCCGCAAUCCAAUUCUGUCUCACGCCCGAAGCAGCGAACGCAGCGCAGGAAAUCGCUAUCAAAAUGCAGGCUGAUGCGGGCGUGACGGCGGCCGUGGAUUCAUUCCAUCGGCAUCUCCCGCUCGAGCGAAUGCGCUGCAGUAUUAUGCCUGACCAGGUGGCUGUGUGGAAAUACACGAAAGCUAAAAACCCACUUAUCCUCUCCAAGACAGCGGCCAAUGUCUUGAUCGAACAUAAUCGAAUUGAGGCGCAGCAUAUCAAGUGCUACCCCCCAAACCCUAUCCUAAUUUACAACCGCCGCUGGGACCCGUUGACCGGCGUCCUCAGCGCAGCAGCCGGAACAGGCACAAACAUGGCAAAGUCAACGGGCGAAAUGUUCUACAACCCGUACAAAGAAUUCAAACGCAGCCGUUCCAGCCCCGAGUCAAAUGACCCCUUCCAAACAGCCUCCAACAUGGCCAGCGCCAGUCUAAAAUCCUUCGGCAAAUUCUCCGGCACAUAUCUCCGCGGCGUAAUAGUCGACAUCCCCCACGCAGCCGCAGAGGGCUUUCGGCGGGCACCGCAGCUGUAUGGCGAGAAACCGAAAGAGUACGGACAUGUCUCGGGUUGGAAAUCUGGCAUCGCGGUUGGAGGGAAGAAUUUCGUUGGUGGGAUGGCCGGUGGCGUGGCGGGGAUGAUUACGGAGCCGAUUAGGGGUGCGCUGGAUGGGGGGAGAGACGGGGCGAUUCGGGGGUUGACGAGGGGGGCUUUGGGGAUGGCUACUAAGAUGCCUUCGGCGGGGAUCGGACUUAUGGCGUACCCAUUCCAUGGUAUCUCGAAGAGUAUCGAGGGUGCGUUUCGGACCAAGACGCCGAAGGAAAUUGUUUUGGCGAGGAUGAGGGAGGGGUAUGCGGAUGCGCAUCGGAUGGGGUUGUCCAGCGAGGAGCAGGAGGAGAUUUUGCAGGUUUUUGAGAUUCUUUUGAGCUCGAUGGGGGCGUAG
This is a messenger RNA of Penicillium argentinense, 2394 nucleotides long. RefSeq names its product putative sterol glucosyltransferase. The transcript has 7 exons. Gene Ontology annotation, biological process: carbohydrate metabolic process. Bases 1 to 2394 code for a protein of 797 amino acids. NCBI's taxonomy places the organism in Eukaryota, Fungi, Ascomycota, Eurotiomycetes, Eurotiales, Aspergillaceae. Gene Ontology annotation, molecular function: UDP-glycosyltransferase activity; hexosyltransferase activity. The record is from RefSeq and is a predicted model, not a curated record.